This is a messenger RNA of Limanda limanda (common dab), 564 nucleotides long. RefSeq names its product calcium and integrin binding family member 2 (gene cib2). The transcript is spliced from 6 exons. NCBI's taxonomy places the organism in Eukaryota, Metazoa, Chordata, Actinopteri, Pleuronectiformes, Pleuronectidae. The coding region runs from base 1 to 564 and encodes 187 amino acids. The record is from RefSeq and is a predicted model, not a curated record. Gene Ontology annotation, molecular function: calcium ion binding.
AUGGGUAAUAAACAAACUAUAUUUACCGACAAGCAGCUUGAUGCCUACCAGGACUGUACAUUUUUCACCCGCAAAGAAAUUUUGCGGUUACAUGGCAGAUACCAUGAGUUGGCUCCACAUCUUGUACCAAUGGACUACACCAAGGAGCCUGAUUGCCAAGUGCCUUUAGCCUUGAUAGUCAACAUGCCAGAGUUAAAGGAAAAUCCCUUUCGAAGCAGGAUCGUCGAGUCUUUCUCAGAAGACGGGCAGGGCAAUCUCAGCUUCAAUGAAUUCGUGGACAUGUUCUCAGUCCUCAGUGAAAUGGCUCCCAGAGAACUCAAGGCCAUAUAUGCCUUCAAAAUAUAUGAUUUCAAUGUGGACAAUUACCUGUGCAAAGAGGACCUGGAAAAGACUCUGAAUAGACUGACAAAGGAGGAGCUGACUCCCGAGGAGGUGGAGCUGGUGUGUGAGAAAUCCAUCGAGGAGGCCGAUCUGGACGGAGACAGCAAACUCUCCUUUGCUGACUUUGAGAAUAUGAUAUCUAGGGCACCUGACUUUUUAAGUACCUUCCAUAUACGAAUCUGA